Molecule: messenger RNA, 3314 nt
Organism: Quercus robur (English oak)
Lineage: Eukaryota; Viridiplantae; Streptophyta; Magnoliopsida; Fagales; Fagaceae
Product: receptor-like protein 6
Exons: 4
Coding region: 123-3074 (983 amino acids)
Molecular function (GO): protein binding
Source: RefSeq, a predicted model, not a curated record
CGUAGUUAUGGUCUCUCGCCUAUAAAUAUAUGUCUCUCUGCCAUCUCAUUUCCUAAAAGAACACCCAAAAUAUUUCUUAUCAUUCCUUCUGAAUCUGAUUUCUAAAACCACCUAGAGCAAAUAUGGAGCGGGUAUUACUCUUACUCAUUUGCUUCCUCUUGCUUUCUCAACCUAAUAAUUGUUCCUCUUCUCUCUCUUUUAAUUCAUCAACGCCUCUUUGCCAUUCACACCAAUCCUCUGCUUUGCUCCAUUUCAGAAACUCUUUUUCUGUCGGCGAUUCUCGUUAUAUGUGUGAUUAUUAUUCUUAUAAUCCUCCGAAGAAUUCGUGGAAAAUGGGUACAGAUUGUUGUGGGUGGGAUGGGGUCACCUGUGAUACGAUGACAGGUCAUGUCAUUGGUCUCGACCUCAGUUGCAGUGGGCUUGAAGGUCCCAUCCAUCCCAAUACCACCCUUUUCUCUCUUCGCCAUCUCCAGCGGCUCAACCUCGCUUUGAACGAUUUCCAUGGCUCCGCAAUUUCAUCUAAGUUUGGUGGCUUUGCGAACAUGACGCAUCUCAACCUCACUGACUCCUCCGUUGCUGGUAAUGUCCCUUCCGAAAUCUCCCACUUAUCCAAAUUGGUUUCACUUGAUCUCUCUUGGAAUUAUGGCAUGAGAAUAGAAACGCCUAGUUUGAAAAGGCUUGUUCAAAACCUAACCCAUCUAACUGAACUUGUUUUGGAUGAUGUUAACAUGUCUUUUGUUCCACCUAAUUCUUUCAUGAAUUUGUCUUCCUCUUUGACAUCUCUUCGUCUUUAUUAUUGUGGAUUGAAAGGGAGAUUCCCAGAUAAUAUAUUCCACCUUCCAAACCUCCAGCUGCUUGAUGUAGGUUACAACUACAAUCUCACCGGUUCCCUUCCAACGUAUAACUGGAGUACUCCUCUCAAGUCCUUGUAUCUCUCUGGAACCGAAUUCCCAAUCGACUUACCUAAUUUAAUAAGCAAUCUCAAGUCCUUAAAAGAAUUGUACCUCAGAGAAUGCAAUUUCAUAGGAUCAUAUCCAACAUUUCUUCCUAAUCGCACACAAAUCACUUUUUUGGACCUCUCACAUAGUAACUUUGGUGGUCAGUUUCCAUGGUCCCUCCUAUACUUUGAAGUUCUUACUUACUUAGAUCUCUCAUACAACAAUUUCACAGGGCAGCUUCCGACAAACUUGACCCAAAUUUUCUCUUCAAAUAAUUCUUCUAAUAGUCAACUAGUCAACAAGAUUGCUUCCAAUCUAGAAGUUCUCAUCUUAUCUGGUAACUUAUUGAAUGGGACAAUACCAUCUUGGGUGUAUACAAUACCAUCUUUGCGUUACUUAGAUCUUGGUUAUAACCAAUUCACUGGGCAUAUUGGCGAUUUCCAGCAUAACUCAUUAGUUGUUCUUUUGUUGAAUAAUAACAACCUAAGUGGUCCCCUUCCAUUGUCAAUCUCUAAAUUGGUGAGCCUUCGUUAUCUAUUUGUCUCCUUCAAUAAUUUAAGUGGCAAUGUGGAGUCAAAAAUAUUCUUUAAGCUCGAAAAUCUUGAAUAUCUUGCAAUGUCAAAUAAUCCUCUCCUGUCACUAAGCUCCUUCACCUUUGCCACCAAUAUCUUACCCAAAAUUGUUUCAUUACAGUUGUCUUCUUCCAACAUAACUGAAAUUCCACACUUUUUACAAACUGCAGAAUAUAUUGAAACCUUAGACCUUUCCAACAACAAAAUCAAAGGCAAUAUUCCAAAGUGGUUUUUGGAGGUGGGGAAGGAUUCAUUGUCUUACUUGAAUCUUUCAUACAACUCAUUGACAAGUGUAGGACACCUUCCGUGGAAGAACUUGGGAUUUCUUGAUUUUCGUUCUAACUUGUUUCAAGGUUCACUUCCAGUACCUCCACUAGGAAUAUCUUUCUUUUCAGUCUCCAGGAAUAAUAUAACUGGACAAAUCUCUUCCUCAUUUUGCAAUCUUAGUUCUAUUGAGUACCUUGAUUUGUCUUAUAAUCACUUGAGUAACAUGAUUCCUCCAUGUUUUCGAAACUUUAGUGACAAUCUCAGAGAUCUGGAUUUACAAAAUAACAGUCUUAAUGGCACCCUCCCAAUGAAAUUUGCAAAGGGAUGUCGCUUGAGAAGUCUUAAACUCAAUGGCAACCAUUUUGAAGGGUCAUUGCCACAAUCAUUGGUCUGUUGUAGAAAGUUGGAAGUUCUAGAUUUUGGUAACAACAAGAUUAAUAGCACUUUCCCUCUUUGGUUGGAAACUCUUCCAGAGUUGCGGGUUCUUAUCUUGCGAUCAAACUACUUUCAUGGUGCCUUAGGCAAUCCUAAGAGCAAAUUCCCAUUCCCAAAUUUGCGAAUCAUAGAUCUCUCUCAAAAUGAGUUCCAUGGGCAUUUGCCGACAAACCUUUUUAAGUAUUUAAAAGCCAUGAUGAAUGCGAGUGUGAACAAAGGUAAAUUGAAAUAUAUGGGUGAUGAUUAUUAUCAAGAUUCCGUGACAGUGGCAAUGAAAGGGUUUUUCAUUGAAUUGGUAAAAAUCCAAAGUCUAUUCAUAACCAUUGAUUUCUCCAACAACAAUUUCAAAGGAGAAAUUCCAAAGGCAAUUGGAGAGCUUCGAUCACUGAAGGGGCUUAAUUUUUCACACAAUAAUCUUUCAGGUCAUGUGCCUCCAUCGUUGGGAAAUUUAACCAAUCUUGAAUGGUUAGAUCUCUCCUCAAACAAGCUCACAGGUGAAAUUCCUAUACAAUUAGUAGAUAUAACAUCACUGGCAAGUUUAAACCUAUCAAAAAACUAUCUUUCUGGUCAGAUACCUCAAGGUAAACAGUUCAAUACAUUUACGAAUGAUUCUUUCAAUGGUAACUGGGGGUUAUGUGGAUUUCCAAUGACAAAAGCUUGUGGCAAUGGCGAGGGACCACCACCACCACCACCACCACCAUCCACCAUUCAAGAAGAUGAUUUCAAAUUUGAAAAUGGGUUUCAUUGGAAAGCUGUAUUAUUGGGGUAUGGCUGUGGAUUCGUGUUUGGAUUGGUUUUGGGUUAUCUUGUGUUCUCAAGUGGAAAACCGAAAUGGCUAUUGAAUAUUGUUUUUGGAGAAUGACAUAACAAGAUACGAAGAUCCAUGAAGAAUGCUCAUGGAGAAACUCAUUGAAGAAGAAUUUGAUGGAUGCAAACACUGGUGUUAGGAAUGUAUGUACUUGUAUUGGAUUCUUGAUCAUCUGAAGGUGCACACAACAUUGGGAUGAUUGACUAUGAAGUCAUACAGAAACACCUCUCUAACUUCAAGGGGACCAGGCAACUUGACCCAACUAUAGUUUUUGAUUUUUCUCGCUGAGAUGAG